Molecule: messenger RNA, 2416 nt
Organism: Condylura cristata (star-nosed mole)
Lineage: Eukaryota; Metazoa; Chordata; Mammalia; Eulipotyphla; Talpidae
Gene: WLS
Product: wntless Wnt ligand secretion mediator
Exons: 13
Coding region: 48-1673 (541 amino acids)
Biological process (GO): Wnt signaling pathway; Wnt protein secretion; intracellular protein transport
Cellular component (GO): endomembrane system; organelle membrane
Molecular function (GO): Wnt-protein binding
Source: RefSeq, a predicted model, not a curated record
AAGGAAACGUGUGAGAGGCGGGGAGAAAAGAAAAAGGGGGCGCAAAAAUGGCUGGGGCAAUUAUAGAAAACAUGAGCACCAAGAAGCUGUGCAUUGUUGGUGGGAUUCUUCUCGUGUUCCAAAUCAUCGCCUUUCUGGUGGGAGGCUUGAUUGCACCAGCUCCUACGACGGCUGUGUCCUACUUGUCAGUGAAAUGUGUGGAUGUCCGUAAAAACCAUCACAAGACAAAGUGGUUAAUACCCUGGGGCUCUAACCCAUGUGACAAGAUCCAAGACUUCGAGGAAGCCAUUCCAAGGGAAAUCGAAGCCAAUGACAUUGUGUUUUCUGUCCACAUUCCCCUCCCCAACAUGGAGAUGAGUCCUUGGUUCCAAUUCAUGUUGUUUAUCCUGCAGCUGGACAUUGCAUUCAGGCUGAACAACCAAAUCAGAGAAAAUGCGGAAGUUUCCAUGGAUGUCUCCCUGGCUUACCGUGAUGAUAUGCUUGCUGAAUGGACUGAAAUGGCCCAUGAGAGAGUACCCCGGAAACUCAAAUGCACCUUUACGUUCCCCAAGACUGUAGAACAUGAAGGCCGUCACUAUGAAUGUGAUGUCCUUCCAUUCAUGGAAAUUGGGUCUGUGGCUCAUAAAUAUUAUCUUCUAAACAUCCGAUUGCCUGUGAACGAGAAGAAGAAAAUCAAUGUCGGGAUUGGGGAAAUCAGGGAUAUUCGGUUGGUGGGAAUCCACCAAAAUGGAGGUUUCACUAAAGUGUGGUUUGCUAUGAAGACCUUCCUCACACCGAGCAUCUUCAUCAUCAUGGUGUGGUAUUGGAGGAGGAUCACCAUGAUGUCUCGACCCCCCGUGCUUCUGGAAAAAGUCAUCUUUGCCCUUGGGAUUUCUAUGACCUUUAUCAAUAUCCCAGUGGAGUGGUUUUCCAUUGGGUUUGAUUGGACCUGGAUGCUGUUGUUUGGUGAUAUCCGUCAGGGCAUCUUCUACGCAAUGCUUCUCUCCUUCUGGAUCAUCUUCUGUGGCGAGCACAUGAUGGAUCAGCAUGAACGGAAUCACAUUGCUGGGUACUGGAAGCAAGUUGGACCAAUUGCCGUGGGCUCUUUCUGCCUCUUCAUAUUCGACAUGUGUGAGAGAGGGGUACAACUCACGAAUCCCUUCUACAGUAUCUGGACUACAGAUGUUGGAACAGAACUGGCUAUGGCCUUCAUCAUUGUGGCUGGGAUCUGCCUCUGCCUCUACUUCCUGUUUCUGUGCUUCAUGGUCUUCCAGGUGUUUCGGAACAUCAAUGGAAAGCAGUCUAGCCUGCCAGCCAUGAGCAAAGUCCGGCGGCUGCACUAUGAGGGGCUAAUUUUCAGGUUCAAGUUCCUCAUGCUUAUCACGUUGGCCUGUGCUGCCAUGACUGUCAUCUUCUUCAUUGUCAGUCAGGUGACUGAAGGCCAUUGGAAGUGGGGCAGUGUCACUGUCCAGGUGAACAGUGCCUUCUUCACAGGCAUCUAUGGGAUGUGGAACCUGUAUGUUUUUGCUUUGAUGUUCUUGUAUGCACCAUCCCACAAGAACUAUGGGGAAGAUCAGUCCAACGGCGAUCUGGGUGUCCACAGUGGGGAAGAACUCCAGCUCACCACCACUAUCACCCACGUGGAUGGACCCACCGAGAUCUACAAGUUGACCCGCAAGGAGGCCCAGGAGUAGAGGCUGCAGCACCCGGCUGGGACUGUCCCCCACACCCCAGCCUCUCUCACUAAAGUGGGGAGUGUGCCAGAGAGCUCCAUGUGCAAAGGAGUACUCACGUAUCUUAGCUGUGGUUUCUUGGACCAGCACGUGAAUGAUUGUCAGUUUGCCUCCUACGGUAGUGCUCAGAGGAAGAUUCCUGCAGCCACUAAUGCAUCGUGUAUGAUAAAAAAACAAAUGACAACAACAAAAACUCUGGUAUGACACAUUCUCUGUGAUCGUUGUUAAUUAGUGACAUAGUAACAUCUGUAGCAGGUGGUUAGUAACCUCAUGUGUUGGGGGUGUACUGCUUGGGGGAUGGUUCGGGCCAGAUGGGGUCUGUAUGGAGUGGAAUAUUUGACUCAUUUUCCUGUUUUAGAUUCUAGGAUAGAUUUUAACAUCCUUUGCAGUCCAAGAAAAGUUGGCGUCAUAGUCUUCUCACUUCUAGUCCAUGACCACUUUUUUUUUCCUAUUUAUAUCACCAAGUAGCCUAUUGAGUUAAUAUUUAAGUUGUCAAUAGAUAUGUGUCCCUAUUUUUUAUGGCAUAAUAUAAAAUAACUGAAUUUCAUAAGAUCAGUUACACCAGGGACAUUUCAGCUUUGAAACCAAAUGUGUGUGUCCAAUACUAACCAAUCUGUUGGAUGUGGGUUUUAAAAAAUAUUUGCUAAACUACCGAAGUAGGAUUUAUUGUAUUAAAUGACCUUUGGGUCUGAAAGCUUUUUUAA